Messenger RNA from Carassius gibelio (silver crucian carp), 4504 nucleotides. Its product is annotated as gamma-aminobutyric acid receptor subunit alpha-4-like. The record is from RefSeq and is a predicted model, not a curated record. The coding region runs from base 419 to 1546 and encodes 375 amino acids. Gene Ontology annotation, molecular function: GABA-gated chloride ion channel activity; transmitter-gated monoatomic ion channel activity involved in regulation of postsynaptic membrane potential; benzodiazepine receptor activity. NCBI's taxonomy places the organism in Eukaryota, Metazoa, Chordata, Actinopteri, Cypriniformes, Cyprinidae. Gene Ontology annotation, biological process: regulation of postsynaptic membrane potential; nervous system process; monoatomic ion transmembrane transport. Gene Ontology annotation, cellular component: neuron projection; GABA-A receptor complex; dendrite membrane. The transcript has 9 exons.
CAUUUAUCACAUAUGUAUAACACUAUACAGUUAUAUUGCUGGCAAUAACUUUAUUUUAACCCUAAUUAUUACAAGGGGCAAUGUUUAUUGAAGCUAAAAUAGACUGGUUUGCCAGUGGAUACUCUUUAACCUGUUGCUAAAAAAGCGAGUGGAUUUUACUAAGCCCUUAAUUUGAUAAUCCUGAAAGCACAGUCAGUACUAAGACAGUACUAGAGGCUUUCUUACAUCUAGCGUGCAUUAUACAUCACAUUAUGAUCUCUAACUAUUGACAGCUUUAAUUUAUUUACAUCUUUUCACCUUUUUGUCACAGAAAUGGCUCUUCUUUUGGCCUUGUUAUGUCUCACAAGUGUUGUAUUAGGAAAGCAGAAGAUAAAUUCAGAAAACAUCACACGGAUUCUGGACGGACUUCUCGAGGGUUAUGACAAUCGCCUGCGUCCGGGAUCUGGAGGAGUUCACUAUGGAUAUGUUUUUCCGCCAAAUGUGGGUUGACGAGAGGUUAGCCUUUCAGGGGCCCGUCGAAAUCCUGCCUUUGAACAACCGCAUGGUGGACAAGAUCUGGACGCCCGACACGUUUUUCCGCAAUGCAAGGAAGUCCCUCGCACACAACAUGACGUCUCCUAACAAGCUGUUUCGGAUCAUGCAAAACGGGACGGUGUUUUACACCAUGAGGCUGACUGUGAGUGCGGUGUGUCCAAUGGUGUUGAUGGACUUUCCGAUGGAUGGACACACAUGUCCUCUCCUGUUUGGAAGCUAUGCGUACACUAAUCGUGAAAUCGUCUACACGUGGAGGAAGGGUCUUCAAGCAUCCGUCGAUUUUCCUCCAGAAUCAUCAAGCUUACUUCAGUAUGAUCUCGUGGGCCAGACUCUGUUCAGCGAGACAUAUAAAUUCAGCACAGGUCUGUAUUCGGUCCAGGUUGUCCACUUCUAUCUUCAGAGGAAGCUCGGCUACCAUCUCAUCCAGACGUACAUCCCGUUGAUUAUGGUGGUUGUGCUGUCACAAGUGGCAUUCUGGAUCAACAAGGAGUCUGUCCCGGCUCGGACGGUGGCUGGAAUCACCACUGUGCUCACCAUGACCACUCUGAGCAUCAGCGCACGCUCCUCGCUGCCCAAAGUCUCCUACGCCACCGCCAUGGACUGGUUCAUCGCCGUCUGCUUCGCCUUCGUGGCUUCGGCCCUCGUGGAGUUCGCCGCGGUCAACUACUUUGCCACGCUCGAGGCCAACAGGGAAAACCGCCGGCUCUCCAGGGCCUCCGUUCUGGAGUCCACAGCCCAGAGCAGCGACGACGAGCCGGAGACGCCUCAGUCUGAAACCAGUGGCUUUAGCCGCAGAAGACGAGGGAACUCUGUGUCCGAGGCGCCCAGGAAUCGCUAUCCCAUCUUCCUUCAGGGCUCGGCCGUCCCUCCCAACAUGAUGCUGGCAGGCACCAGUGCCAUAGACAAAUACGCCCGAAUCCUCUUCCCUCUGGCCUUCGGGAUCUUCAACCUCAUCUACUGGUUCAUCUACCUCAGCAAGGACACCAUGGAGAAGCCCAGGGAGCUCGAGUGAGUUUCUCCUGAGAAGACAAGGCCUUGUCCUCGACUUUCCUCUGGACCUCUGUCUCUCACUUUCGUCAUCUAGCAGCUUCACCCCUGACGGAGCGCGAGGCUGUCUGACACUAUCUGACAAGCAUGUGAUCCUGUCCCUGUCCUGUGUUAUCACCUUACAGACUUUACACUCCAUUUGCCUUUAUAUUCACAGCCGAAGCCACGCUGUUAUACUGACCCUGACACACAGCAGAGCCUCCUCUGCUCCUGCUCUUCUGCAUCUGAGUGUGUGUGUGUGUCUGUGUGUGUGAGUGAGAGUGUGUGUGUAUGAGUGAGAGUGUGUGUGUGUGUGUGUGUGUGAGUGAGUGUGUGUGCGUGAGAGUGUGUAUGAGUGAGAGUGUGUGUGUGUGUGUGUGUGAGUGAGAGUGUGUGUGUAUGAGUGAGAGUGUGUGUGUGUGUGAGAGUGUGUGAGUGUGUGUGUGAGAGUGUGUGUAAGUGUGUGUGUGUGUGUGUGUGUGAGUGAGUGAGUGUGUGUGCGUGAGAGUGUGUGUGUAUGAGUGAGAGUGUGUGUGUGUGUGAGAGUGUGUGAGUGUGUGUGUGUGUGUGUGUGUAAGUGUGUGUAUGUGUGUGUGUGUGAGUGAGUGAGUGUGUGUGCGUGAGAGUGUGUGAGUGAGAGUGUGAGUGUGUGUGCGCGUGUGUAUGUGUGUGUAUAAUCACAUGGGUAUAUGACACAGGUAUUACAAGGAGCGGGUGACUUAUGAGGACAUAACCCAUGAGUGAGUGUGUGUGUGUGUGUGUGUAUAUUUGAGUGAGUGCGUGUGUGUGUAUGUGUGUGUGUGUAUGUUUGUGUCAGUGAAUGGGUGAAAAGGUGACGUGACAUUCAGCCAAGUACGGUGACCCAUACUCAGAAUUUGUGCUCUGCUUUUAACCCAUCCGAAAUGCACACACACAGAGCAGUGAACACACACACACACACACACACCCCCGGAGCAGUGGGCAGCCAUUUAUGCUGCGGCGCCCGGGGAGCAGUUGGGGGUUCAAUGCCUUGCUCAAGGGCACCUAAGUCAAGGUAUUGAAGGGUGGAGAGAGAGCUGUUCAUGCACUCCCCCCACCCACAAUUCCUGCUGGCCCGGGACUCGAACUCACAACCUUUCAAUUGGGAGUACGACUCUCUAACCAUUAGGCCACGACUUCCCCCUAGUCCUGUGAGUGAGUGUGAGUGUGUGUGUGUGUGUGUGUGUGUGUGUGAGAAUGUGUGUGAGAAUGUGUGUGUGUGUGUGUGUGUGUGUGUGUGUGUGUGUGUGUGAAUGUGUGUGUGUGUGUGUGUGUGUGAAGCACACUAAGGGGUUGAUGACAUAAUCUGCAGUGAUGCAACAUUGAACCAAUGCUUUCAGUGUCCUGCCCUCUACAGAGACACGGCUCUCAUUGCACCAGAUCAGAAGCGCUGGGUUUAUUCUGACAGCUUCAAAGAUUUCGUCUGGGAAAUAGAGGAGAAAAAGUGCAUCCAUAGAACUCAACUUGUACGAACACCAUUCACACGUGACACGUAUGGUGCCUCUCUCGACACGGUGGCUCUGUGAUAGAGGGAUGGAGUAAAUCUCAGUGUUUGGGGCGGGGGGUAAUAUUUAAUAUGUAUUCUCAGCUCACGGUCUCUUUGAUCUUCUCUGAUGUCUCUCUCUCUCUCUCUGUUGGGAAAUAUCUCAUUAUACUACAUAUUGCUUUGUUUUGUUUUUUUCUAAAUCUUGGAUCAAUCUUUUUAUGAACUUGUUUUCUUUCAAUUAGUCUUGAAAGCAGUGGUGGACGAAGUACACAAAUCAAGUACUUGAGUAAAAGUACAGAUACGUAUAGUAAAAUAUUACUCCAGUAAAAGUAAAAGUACUCCUUUUUCAAUCUUACUCAAGUGAAAGUACAAAAGUACUCAAUUUUUUAUGUACUUAAGUAAAAAAAGUACUGAAAGAUAGAUGUUUGCAAUUUUAUAUAGGCUACUUAAUUUAAUGUUAUAUUAGCACAUAUUUUUUUAUAAUCCUACUGCUCAAAAUACCCGGGGUUUUUUCCAAAAUAACCACUAGAUGGAGGCAAGAUAUAUUUUUGUUGUUGAUAUGGACUACACUGAUGAGAGUAAUGUUCACUGUGAAGCUUACACUGUGAUGUACCUGAGAGAAAACAGAGAUGACCAUCUGAUUUUCACCAGUAAGAACAAAGUAUUUUAAAGUUUGUUUUACAGAACAUCAAAGUUACAGUACAGACCAAAAGUUUGGACACACCUCCUCAUUGAAAGAGUUUUCUUUAUUUUCAUGACUAUGAAGAUUGUAGAGUCACACUGAAGGGCAUCAAGGGCUAUUUGAGCAAGAAGGAGAGUGAUGGGGUGCUGCACCAGAUGACCUGUCCUCCACAGUCACCGGACCUGAGCCCAAUCUAGAUGGUUUAGGGGUGAGCUGGACCGCAGACAGAAGGCAAAAGGGCCAACAAGUGCUACGCAUCUCUCGGGGAACUCCUUCAAGACUGUUGGAAGACCAUUUCAGGUGACUACCUCUUGAAGCUCAUCAAGAGAAUGCCAAGAGUGUGCAAAGCAGUAAUCAAAGCAAAAGAAGAACCUACAAUAUGACAUAUUUUCAGUUGUUUCAAGCUUUUUUGUUAUUAAUAUAAUUCCAUAUAUAAUUCCACAUGUGUUAAUUCAUAGUUUUGAUGCCUUCAGUGUGAAUCUACAAUUUUCUUAGUCAUAAAAAUAAAGAAAACUCUUUGAAUGAGAAGGUGUGUCCAAACUUUUGGUCUGUACUGUAACUUUAUAUAUGACAUGAUAAUAAGGCCUGAAGUUAGAAAGAACAUUAAGGAAAAUAUAAUUAUAUUUUCAUAAUGAUUUUUUCCUUCUCAAACCUUGUCUAUGGUUUAAAAACUACCCAUAGCCAAACGGGGUGCAUCUCUUCCCACUUUAAUAAUUACUGUAGUUACCAUGUUCUGAACAUCACAUCCUUUCUUUUCU